Messenger RNA from Oncorhynchus kisutch (coho salmon), 3934 nucleotides. RefSeq names its product serine incorporator 5. The transcript has 12 exons. Bases 358 to 1743 code for a protein of 461 amino acids. Gene Ontology annotation, cellular component: membrane. The record is from RefSeq and is a predicted model, not a curated record. Lineage: Eukaryota; Metazoa; Chordata; Actinopteri; Salmoniformes; Salmonidae.
AUCAUCUAAAUUAAAUGUGCCAUAGUUAUUCAGUAUAUUUUUUGUCGUGCGUAUUAACUGUUUAUAAUGCUUCAUAUAUUGAUUUAUUACACAGUAGCUCUACUAUGGCAUUUUACUCGCUUUGAGUCACGCUGCAUUUGCAUUUUGUCUGUGCGAUGAGCACCUGCCUGUAACAAGUAACGCCAUCAUGGUAAAAACAGUGGGAGGAGAGAGGGGGCUAGAAAGAGAGAGAGAUAGAGACGGGGAAGUACACGUACUGCAUGCGCUCUGAGUAGAAUUUUAUGCGAGAACGUCCGUCUGUACCGAACUGAAAAGUGGGCUGAAUUCUGAAAGGGAAUUUUUGACAACCAUAACAAGAUGUGUAGACCUACUCCGUGCUGUAUAGGGCAGCUGGCGUGCUGCUGUGGCUCGGCAGCCUGCUCCUGUUGCUGUGGCUGCUGUCCUAAGAUCAAGCAGUCCACAUCAACACGCUUCAUGUAUGUCCUCUACUUCCUCCUGGUCACCAUUGUCUGUGUCGUCAUGAUGUCACCUACUGUGGAACAGGAGAUGAGGGACCAUAUCCCGUUAUACAGGGACCUGUGUGAGAAGCUGAAUGCUGGUGAGAACUGCUCUACCUUGGUGGGUUACUCUGCUGUGUACAAGGUCUGCUUCGGCAUGGCCUGCUUCUUCUUCUUCUUCUGUAUAUUCACCCUACGAGUCAACUCUGCCACGGGCUGCCGUGCCGCCAUACACAACGGGUUUUGGUUCCUGAAGUUCAUAGCCUUGUUGGCCUGCUGUGUUGGAGGAUUCUUCCUGCCAGAGCAGGACAUCUUUCUGGAAGUGUGGAGGUAUGUUGGAGCCUUAGGAGGGUUCAUCUUCCUGCUGAUCCAGCUCAUGCUGCUGGUGGAAUUUGCUCACAGAUGGAACACUAACUGGAGUUCAGGUGUGAACGACAACCGUCUGUGGUAUGGAGCACUGGCCAUGGUCACCUUGGUGCUGUUCAGUAUGGCAGUAGGAGCUGUGGUGUUCAUGGCUCUGUUCUACACACACUCUCAGGCUUGUCUGCUCAACAAGGUGUUCCUGGGGGUCAACAGCAGCCUCUGUCUCAUAGUCACCCUGCUGGCUAUAUCGCCCUUCAUACAGAGACUCCAGCCUAAGUCAGGCCUGCUCCAGCCAGGAGUGAUCAGUGUGUACGUCAUGUACCUCACCUUCUCAGCCUUCUCCAGCAAGCCCAAAGAGAUGUUGGAGGUUAAUGGGGUGAAUACGACAGUUUGUGUAUUUCCCUUCAACUCUGGAUCAGAGAGCGACAAGAGGAUUGUAUCAGUAGUGGGAACUGUCAUCAUGUUCGGCUGUGUGCUCUACUCCUGUUUGACGUCCACCACCAGACGAAGCUCUGCAGCACUGCGUGUGUGUAGGAACAGCAUGCCUGAGACUGAGAGAGCUCGCUGCUGUUUCUGCUUUGGAGAUGACACAGAUGACUAUGAUGAGGAGAAGACUGGAGGAGGCCAAAAUGUUCUGUAUGAUGAGAGAGGGGGAACCAUCUACAGCUACACCUAUUUCCACUUUGUCUUCUGCCUGGGUUCAAUGUAUGCCAUGAUGACAGUCACCAACUGGUUCCACUAUGACAACCAUAAAAUAGAUAAGCUGCUGGAUGGCAGCUGGUCGGUGUUCUGGAUCAAGAUGGCGUCGUGCUGGGUGUGUCUCAUCCUCUACAUCUGGACCCUGGUCGCACCCAUGGUCUGCCCCAAACGCUUCGAGGCCUAACACACACACACACACACACACACACACACACACACACACACACACACACACACACUGAAACACAGCCCAACACUACCUUCAGCUUUCUACAUGGGGUUUUUGUGUUGUUUUUAAUUUCCUUUUCCCCCCUACUUUACAUGGUUAAGCUAUUGUUUCCUUGAAGGCAGUUGCUGUCUUUUUAUUUUUUUACUACCUUUGAUACAUGGAGUAUUCUGUUACAUGCAGGGACUCUUCAGGGUGCCUAAAACAAUGGGCUGGACCAAAAUACCUACAGUAAUUUAUGUGGGACCACAUGAUCAUAGUGGUGCCCUGAUUCUGUUAUGGGAUGCCCAGCACCCUUGAGUACCAAUGUCAAUUAAACCCUUUUACAUGUUUGCUUACAUUUGUGAUUUUUAUGUGUGCGAAGCAUCUGUUUUCCCAUGAUGGACCCAGACCUCCAUAUUGUUCUGUUAUUCCCAUAAAGAGAAGUUCCAUUUCUCAGGCUCACAUAUAAGCUGGAAGUGUCUUGCUUGCUAUUGCGCCCUUUUGUAGAAGACGUUUUCUAUGCAACGAAUCCAAAUGUUUUGAUUUGCCUGUCUUCACAUGGUCAUGUGAAUCAUUUUCAAUUAUGAGUAGAUAUGAUGGAUUGUGUCCACACUCCUUUUGAGACAUUUGUACACAACACUUUUUUGUAGUGUUGUUUUCCAAAUAGGCCUGUGUGACUAGCAGUGUGCUGCCUGGCUGGUAAAGGACUGCCCUGGGACCAGACUCACUAAUGGAGGGAGGGAGGCGAUCAUGGAGGGAAGAUCAACAGUUUGAUUUCAAACAUUUGCCAAAGGUAGAUCUCAGAAACAAAGAAUUGACACGCUAAAGUUCUUCACUACCACAAACCUCUGAUCCUUGGUUAGCUCUCUGUUGAAGGGUCACUUUCAGAGGCUUUUUCAGGACUGUGAAAACAGAAGGGGAUAGGGUUCAAAACGGACCGGGACCUUAGUGUAGUGUAGGUUACUUAACACUGGUUGUUACUGACUGAACAAACCCAGAUCAAGACUUGACAGGGAGCAAAAAAAACUUUCUCCUGAAAUCCCAAUGAUUCUGUUGUCAUACUUACAACCCUACAGUAUAUAACCCUUUUGAUACUAUUAUAUGUACACUCGUUUAAUAUAAUAUUUGAAAAACUGGAAAAAUGUUCUAUUUAACAUGAAGUCUUUCUCCUUCGAUUUCAGAUUGCUGAAUAGAAUAAUCACAUAACCCUAUGAGCCAGCAGUCAUAUUUAUGCCAUAAAGUACACACUGUGACUUUAGUUUCUUCCUCAGCCAUUGUCCUGAAGGGGUUAAACCCAUCUGAAAGGGUCGGCUGUGAACAAUAGGGUUGGGAUCCAUCCAUUCAGUAAUGUCAUGGAUCUGAAAGGGUCAGCUGUGAACAAUAGGGUUGGGAUCCAUCCAUUCAGUAAUGUCAUGGAGUGAAUCAGAAUUUCAAUUCAACAAUUAAAAGUUGCCAUAGAUUGUAUAAAAAUAGAUUUACGAAAUAUCAUUUCACUUGAAUUAACUGUAUGAUGCUGAAUUGACACCUGGUGAAUUGGAACGCCUGGUGUAAAACUGGUUUACUAAUCAAUUCCUGUACAUGUUUGAUAUUAGCAGAUUGUGUCCAUAUGUCAUUUCAGACAAGUUGUUUGUCCACAGAGCCAGAUGGCCAUGACAUGGUGUUCUACAGCUCAGCACCAUCAGGUCAAGGUCAUGUUAAACCGUUAGGCUCAAAAUAGUCUGAUUAGGCUGUAUGCUGAUGUCCCUUCCUGUUCUCCAUUGUUAAGAUGACCACUAGGUGUGUACACAGGAGUGUGAAUGGAACGGGAGUGUGUUUGUUUCAUUUAUUUUAACAGGAGCACUUGCGUGAGUUUGUCUGUGAAGAACAUUGUGUGUAUGUGUGUGCGUGCAUGCGUCUCCAAACGCACUGCUCACACUAAGGACUCUAUUCAAUCCGUAUGGCAGACGUUCAGCAUUACAGUGUGAUUGACAUUUAAAGGCAAUGUUCCCGCGUUAGCAAAGACUGCAUUCACAGUAAACGCUGUAUAUGUCUUGUCGGCUCCAUCGGAAAUUACCUUUACAUUUCUAUCGCCCAAUCUGCAACUCUUCAGCGAUACAGACUCAAUAGAGCCCGAAUUCUCUGUCCACAGUUAGUUUGUCAUCAAACAAAAAAUAAAACAUGAACAGCC